Ectocarpus sp. CCAP 1310/34 is the source of this 1419-nucleotide messenger RNA. The record is from the annotation of a GenBank genome assembly. NCBI's taxonomy places the organism in Eukaryota, Phaeophyceae, Ectocarpales, Ectocarpaceae.
AUGCCAGGCGAACCACCCAACUAUCCACGUGGGCCUUACAGCGAUUUACAUCGUGCCGUGGCGAGCGGAUCCACAAGGCGUGUCAGCAUGCAGCUCGACACGGGGAUCGACAUCAACAUCGCGAGCGACCCUGCGAAGGACACGCCCCUCAUCAUCGCCUGUCGCCAUGGUGAGUUGGCAUUGGUCCAGCUUCUUCUCGACAGGGGUGCCGACACGGAGCGUACUAACCAAGAAGGCAGGACCGCACUCUUUGAAUCACUUCACUACCCUAGAAUUGCGAGGAUCCUCAUCGACCGCGGUGCAAACCACGGGGCACAGGAUAACCAUGGUGCCACACCGCUGCUGCUGGCUGCCACCCGAAAGAGCGGCUGUGCCGGACAAGCUGUGACGGAGAUGUUACUUCAGCAUGGAGCCAAUCCCGACACGGCAGACAACAGCGGAUUUACACCGCUUCACAUCGCUGCUUCAAGGCAGUGCUGUGCGUUCAUGUCUCUGAUCCUUGGUGCUGGAGCGGGAGUUAACGCCCGUCAUCGACCAGGCGGGGAGACGCCACUUUUUGUUGCCGCUAGGCUCGGAAGGCUGUUGUCGGUGAAAGUUCUCCUCCGUUUCAAAGCGGAUGCACUGCUUCCCGCGCAGUUCGAGAAUAGAAAAGAUAAGUGGCUGCCACUCGACGUCGCGGCGCACCGUGGCCACCUCGCCGUCGUUCGCGAGCUGGUGCAGCAAGUCGGACUCGGGGGCUGUGGGGGUCCAUCUGGUGGUGCGGAUGCUCUCGUGAUUACCGCAAGCGAGGGUAGACUGGACAUCAUGGCCUUCCUCUUGGACGCCGGCGUGGUAGACAAUGGUGACGGCCUUCGAUCUGCCAUCAAGGCGGGUCACAGCAAGUCCGUGCGGCUUCUGAUGGAGCGGCGAGCGGGGGAUGUGAAGCAGUACGUUUCGUCGGAAAGCAUCGGUGAUGAGGCACGAACCGUUCUGUUCCAUUGCUUCCAUGCACAGGCACUGGCACCUUCUUCAUGUAGAAUCAUGCAGACACUUAUUGAGGCCGGGGCGACCACUCGCGUCAACGUGAUGAUAAACUACGAAGACAGACCGCCUACUAUGUUGACCGAUCUGGUGCAGUACGCCGACUACCUGAUCAACCGCGGUAGAACAACUCUAACCGCAGAGGAGGAGAUGAUGCAUGGACUCAGGGGUUUGCGUCGCCUGCUCAUGCAGAAAGAGGCGGUGACUGCUACUUCGUGGGCGUGGCCGGCCGGAGAGGGGGGCAUGCGCUGUGGGGGCACCAGGGGCAUCAGGCGCACCAAGAAAAAAACGAAGCCAUCUGCAGCUCUGGCGACGAUGAUGCCGCUGCUGAGGCGCCGGGAUGCGAAGCGCGGGAUGGCUCUGCGCGCCCUUACCAGGCGCAAAUCGACGGCGACCUGA